Messenger RNA from Zophobas morio, 805 nucleotides. Its product is annotated as mitochondrial import inner membrane translocase subunit Tim29. NCBI's taxonomy places the organism in Eukaryota, Metazoa, Arthropoda, Insecta, Coleoptera, Tenebrionidae. Bases 189 to 773 code for a protein of 194 amino acids. The transcript has a single exon. The record is from RefSeq and is a predicted model, not a curated record. Gene Ontology annotation, cellular component: TIM22 mitochondrial import inner membrane insertion complex. Gene Ontology annotation, biological process: protein insertion into mitochondrial inner membrane.
GAUAAAAAAAAAAACCGGUAACGUGAAUUUGACACAUUUGAAACAAAAAUCAAAAAACAAGUCAAAUAUCAAAACAUGGACUUCAGUCCAACAUUAAUCAAUUAACGCUAAAUCUCUCUGAGUUCCUCCGUCGUUGGAAAUUUUGUUUCCGCAUUCAACACAUCCGACAUAACCUCAAAGUCGACAACAUGCUGAGACUCUCGGGGUUUAGCGUCGCCGCAGCUGGAGCCAAAACAGGCGAAGCUUUGAAAAAAGUCAACGAAAAAUUGACCCAGAAAGUCAGCGGAACAUUCAUUGAACGAUUCGUAAAUUAUUUAAAAAAUGUCUACAUCGAUUAUAGGGAAGUGGCGAUCCAAGUCAGGAGCGACAUCAAGCAGAAACCCGUAAAAGCGACCUUCUUUUUCACGGGGAUGGGUUUCUUAAUGUAUAGCAUGACACAUAACCCCAAUGCACAAAGCUUUCGGGCUAAAUUCAUACAGUGUUCGAAUGAAGUGUCUUUAGUAAGUUUACCCUUAGUGAAACCUGGUGCUGUUGAACAUUUGAAGUUUAUACAGACGUGUUAUAACCGUGACUUGAUCAGACAUACAAGUUUCGGGCUUUUUUCCAUCAUUUGGGUGGAUAAAUAUAGUGAUCAGUGUGAUGUAUAUGAGACGAAUUGUUCAUAUUUGAAACUGCCAUAUAGAAAGAUAGCGAGUCAGGUUAUUGAUGUUGGGUUUAUAAACAUUUGGUGGGUGAUUUCGCGUAAAAUGUUAGACUAUGAUAUAAACUAUUGAUUUUGUGAAAAAUAAAAUUGUAAAUAAACUUA